AUGGCUAACCUACCUCUAAUCCCCGCGAAAAGCUGCGAAAUUCUGGGCAAAGAAGCGCGCUUCCUGCAUAUGCUGCGUCUACAUGCAACCAGAUGUUUUCUUCCUGACCUGGUGAAAAGUGGAAAACACCAUCAGUUGGCGAUCGAAUUUACUCGGCUAAUUGAGGAAGACCCCCGCUUUGAGAUUGUCAACGAGGUUCGUUUUGGACUGACCUGUUUUCGGUUGAAGGCCGGUGACGAACCAACACAAGAGUUGCUCAACGCAUUGUUACAAGAGAGAACAUUGUAUUUAUCAGCCGCGACACUGCCGGAACACAUUUGCACCAAUAGAGGUGGUUACUAUUUGAGGUUUGUUUCCACACAUCAAGCCAGUUCAAGUGAUGUGGCACAUGCAGCAGAGACAAUAAUGAGCGCUGCAUCUCGUGUCCUUCUUCAGUGCUCAAACGGUACUGAUUAAGAUCGGAACGGAUUUCACUGUGUAACACACAACCACCGUAUCUCAUGGAUGAACAUACACUGCUAACA
Molecule: messenger RNA, 524 nt
Organism: Dicrocoelium dendriticum
Lineage: Eukaryota; Metazoa; Platyhelminthes; Trematoda; Plagiorchiida; Dicrocoeliidae
Source: the annotation of a GenBank genome assembly